This is a messenger RNA of Oncorhynchus masou masou (cherry salmon), 4096 nucleotides long. RefSeq names its product cytosolic 5'-nucleotidase 3-like. The transcript is spliced from 9 exons. The record is from RefSeq and is a predicted model, not a curated record. The coding region runs from base 152 to 1021 and encodes 289 amino acids. Gene Ontology annotation, cellular component: cytoplasm. Gene Ontology annotation, molecular function: 5'-nucleotidase activity; magnesium ion binding. NCBI's taxonomy places the organism in Eukaryota, Metazoa, Chordata, Actinopteri, Salmoniformes, Salmonidae.
UUUAUGCAAGUAAAUGCGCGCCCUCAGUAUAGACUGGUUAUUGCAGCGUAGCUGACUAGCUUGCUAUAUAACUUAUUGAUUGCAUUUCUAGCUAGGUCCAUCGUUUGGCUCUUUGAUCUUUUCUUGAAUUAAACAACAUCUCUAUAGAAAAAUGAUCCCAGAGCUGUCCAGUCCCUCAGUGUGUAUGAGGGACCCUCCCAGGGUGGAGGAGAUCAUCAAGACCAUGCAGAAGGCUGGCACCAGCAAGAUUCAGGUCAUUUCAGACUUUGACAUGACCCUCACACGGUUUGCCUACAAUGGGAAGCGGUGCCCUACCAGUCACAAUAUCCUGGACAACAGCAAGCUCAUCAGUGAGGAGUGCAAAGCACAGCUGAAGGACCUGCUCAACACAUAUUACCCCAUAGAGAUUGAUUCCAAACGGACAGCGGAGGAGAAGCUGCCCCUCAUGGUGGAGUGGUGGACUAAAGCCCAUACUCUUCUGGUGCAGCAGCGCAUCAGGAAAGACCUGCUGCAGGAUGUGGUGAAGGAGUCCGAUGCUAUGCUCAGGGAGGGCUACCAGCUGUUCUUUGACCACCUGCAGGAGCACAGCAUCCCUCUGCUCAUCUUCUCUGCUGGGCUAGGAGACGUGCUGGAGGAGGUGAUCCGCCAGGCCGGGGUCUUUCACCCCAACGUCAAGGUCUUCUCCAACUACAUGGACUUUGAUGAGACUGGAGUGCUGAAGGCCUUCAAAGGGGAGCUGAUCCACAUCUAUAACAAGAGGGAGGGAGCUCUGCUGAACACGGGCCACUUCCAGGAGCUCAAGUCACGCCACAACGUCCUGCUGUUGGGAGACUCUCUGGGGGACCUGACCAUGGCUGAUGGGGUGCACAGCAUGGAGAACAUCCUCAAGAUCGGCUUCCUCAACGACAAGGUGGAGGAGAGGAAGACGUCCUACCUGAAUGCUUAUGACAUCGUGCUGGUGAAGGAUGAGACCAUGGAAGUGCUGAACGCCCUGCUGCUCCACCUCACCAGCACCAAGUGACCUGGCCAUGAAAUUCAUCUCACUGGCCAAUCAGUAACGAGCCUUCCGACGCUACAGGAAGUAUGUCGUACUGGUUUAGGAAGCUCUUGCUCAGGAAGUGCCGGGUAGUCAGAUACCAUGAGUCAAGUCAGAAUGGUAUUGUUUUUGCUUUGUCUUUUACUAAAGCUCCAAUGGCUGUUUGUGUGGGCCGCUGGGAUGGAUCCCAGACUGUGUUUUGGAGUCUCCCUUCCACGCUCCUCCAGUUGAAUCCUUGUUGAACACUUACAACUUGAGAGCAACAUCCUUUACAGUCCUACAAUUUGAUUUGAUUUACUCGACAACCCUACUGUCACAUUCUGAAUUGUUUAGGAACCGUCAAUAGUCCCAACUGAAAUGGGACAGGAAAACUAGGUGACUUCCCCAUCUGGUAAAUGUGUAUUGGGUUCGUGGGGAGAGAAAUGUUACUGGUGAUAUGUCUACAUAUGAGGAAUAUGCAGUAGCAGUCAAAAGUUUGGACACACCUACACAUUCAUGGGUUUUUCUUUAUUUUUACUAUUUUCUACAUUUUAGAAUAAUAGUGAAGACAUCCAAACUAUGAAAUGACACAUUUGGAAUCCUGUAGUAACCAAAAAAGUGUUAAACAAAUCCAAAUAGAUUUGAGAUUCUUCUAAGUAGCCACCCUUUGCCUUGAUGACAGCUUUGCACACUCUUGGCAUUCUCUCAACCAGCUUCACCUGGAAUGCUUUUCCAACAGUCUUAAAGGAGUUCCACAUAUGCUGAGCACUUGUUGGCUGCUUUUCCCUUACUCUGCGGUCCAACUCAUCCCAAAUCAUCUCAAUGGAGUUGAGGUUGGGUGAUUGUGGAGGCCAGGUCAUCUGAUGCAGCACUCCGUCACUCUCCUUUUUGGUCAAAUAGUCCUUAGACAGCCUGGAGGUGUGUUGGGUUAUUUUCCUGUUGAAAAAUACAUGAUAGUCCCACUAAGCGCAAACCAGAUGGGAUGACGUAUCGCUGCAGAAUGCUGUGGUAGCCAUGCUGGUUAAGUGUCCCUUGAAUUCUAAAUAAAUCACAGACAGCAAAACACCAUCACACCACCUCCUCCAUGCUUCACGGUGGGAACCACACAUACAGAGAUCACCUGUUCUCACAAAGACACAGUGGUUGGAACAAAAAUCUCAACUUUGGACUCAUCAAACCAAAGGAGAUUUCCACCAGUCUAAUGUCCAUUGCUCGUGUUUUUGGUCCAAAGCAAAUCUCUUCUUAUUGGUGUCCUUUAGUAGUGUAUCUUUGCAGUAAUUCGACCAUGCAGUCUCCUCCUCCUGAUUCAUGCAGUUGAUGUUGAGACGUGUGUUACUUGAACUCUGGGAAGUAUUUAUUUGGGCUGCAAUUUCUGAGGCUGGUAACUCUAAAGAACUUAUCCUCUGCAGCAGAGGUAACGCUUGGUUUUCCUCUUCUGUGGCGGUCCUCAUGAGAGCCAGUUUCAUCAUAGUGCUUGAUGCUUUUUGCGAUUGCACUUGAAGAAACUUUCAAAGUUCUUGAUAUUUUCCGCAUUGACUGACCUUCAUAAUUUAAAACAAUAAUGGAUUGUCAUUUCUCUUUGCUUAUUUGAGCUGUUCUUGCCAUAAUAUGGACUUGGUCUUUUACCAAAUAGGUCUAUAUUCUGUAUACCACCCCUACCUUGUCACAACACAAUUGAUUGGCUCAAACGCAUUAAGAAGGAAAGAAAUACCACAAAUGAACUUUUAACAAAGCACAUCUGUUAAUUGAAAUGCAUUCCAGGUGACUACCUCAUGAAGCUGGUUGAGAGAAUGCCAAGAGCGUGCAAAGCUGUCAUCAAGGCAAAAGGUGGCUACUUUGAAGAAUCUCAAAUAUAAAAUAUAUUUUGAUUUGGUUAAUACAUGAUUCCAUGUGUUAUUUCAUAGUUUUGAUGUCUUCACGAUUAUUCUACAAUGUAGAAAAUAGUUGUUUUUUUAAAUAAAGAAACACACUGGAAUGAGUAGGUGUGUCCAAACUGUUGUAUGGAUCUAGAUGCUGUUGUCUUCUCUUUAUAGAUGAAAGGUGAAGGAGUUACGGUUUGUUUGUCAUGUGGGACAUAUCUUUGUCAUAUAAAGGGAAAGAAGACAGGAUAAAGGUCAAAUCUAACUGUACUUUUACUUUGUCAGUUUGAAACGCGAGUGUCUUAUCUUAGUGUUCUAUACACACUGUCUUUUUUUGUUUCGUAAGACUUUGUUCUCCCUUUUUUUCUUGAAAAGUGUCUAUUCUACGAGAGUGACUACAGUAAAUUAUGUUCAUGUUAGACGCUUAUUUACAUUCAGAUCUUAAUAACAGACUACUGUUUUAUGUGGAUGUCAUCAGUAUGGAAUCUGAUGAUACUGUGCCUCGGUAUUAUGGCAUAGGUUUGUGUGUGUGGCUACGUUUUAUACAAUGGACUUUUUUGGCGCCACAGUGCCACCGUGUGGUCAAAGUAAUAGUAAUUUGAGCCAUGUGUAUAUAUUGACAUUUACAGUAUCACUCCAUGCUGGUCUCAAAGAAUCCAUCCACCUUCAGCCUUAAUACAUUGAAAGUACAUGAGUCCUUGAAUAUUUGGCGUGUUUGUAUUUUCUCUGAAAUGCCAUCACUUUCUGUAAAACAGUGUAGUUUUGAUUAUGUUUGAUCUUUUAGAGGCCAAUAGUUGCGUUUUUUUUCGAGUCCUGUGAAAGUAAUGAUUGACCUAUUUGGUCUAUGGUGAAGAACAUCUGAAUAUUUAGUACAGAUGGCAAAACAUUUCAUUGCCACAUAACAGAGGUUUUUAGUUCUUGGUAAAGCCAUGGCAUCUGAUUCUAUUGCUAUUAUUAGUAUGUUUUGCCAAAUUAUAGUUUCACCCAGUUACAUGUUUAAAGAUUUGAAGUGGAACUCCAUUCAUAUUAAAUGGUGAUGUCACUGGUACAGUGCGCAAGAAUCGGGUCAUACAUUUCUCUUGUGACGUGUGUUACUGAGGGGACAGUGUGUCCACUACAUCCUCUACUGAGUGUCACUAGAUUGUAUUUUUUCGCCUGUAUGAGAUAUGUAGGCAUAACAGGAUAACCUCUCCACAACUGUAAAUAAAACGUGGCCACAGAA